CCCAUAUCAAGUCAGCAGGUUAGGUUACAUAAGGAGCGGAAGAGAUGGAUGGCUUUCGCUGGUCCCGCUAUCGCGGCUGGUCAACAAGGAUACGAAAAUACGAAAUACAGCUUCUUGCUCCUCUCGGGCCCAGAGGAAACUAAAUUAUGGCGCGCAAAGGCUCGGAAAAGCGAAGAACUGGGUGUGUCACCUGCAAAAAACGACGGAUAAAGUGCGACGAGGCCCUUCCUACGUGUUCCCGCUGUCGAUACAGCGGAAGGAAUUGCGCCUACGCCGAGCCGCCGGUCGGCUGCUUCUCGUGGCAUCACCUCCUGCACUCAUCCACGGCGUCCAUCCCGCCUCCUCCGUCCCGCCGCCUGCCCGAUUCGGCGAUCAGGGGGCUGGACUAUUUCCGCUGCGAGGUGGCCCCGAAGCUCGGCGGCGAGCUCGACGGUGCCUUUUGGACCAGCGUGGUGCUGCGGCUCGCGACCACGGAGGACGCGGUGCUGCAUGGCGUGUUGGCCAUCAGUCUGCUGCACGAGGACUUUGAGCCGGGCUGGGAGAGGCGAGGGGCCGACGGCGACGAGGGGGCGGCGCUGGUGCACUACAACCGCGCGUUGCGGAUGGUCGCCUCGCGGGAGCUGGGAACGGGCGUGGUCCUGGUCAUGUCCAUCUUGUUCACCUGCGUCGAGUUUCUCAGGGGCAACCAAGCAGCCGCCGUCACCCACUGCCGUCACGGGACUCUGGUCUCGCGCCUACCGGGCUGUCGGAACGACGACGUCAUGACCGUGCUCCGGCAGCUGAGUCCAGUUCCGUACUUCUUCUCCAGCGGUGGCGAUUUCCCCGUCCUUGAGAUGGUGGAUCGGGAGGGACGUUUUGGCACGGUAUCGCAGGCUUCGGAGGCAAUGGACGAGCUGAUGGCUGAGGCAAUCAGGCUGGUGCGAUCCCUCGACGGCUAUCGUCUGGGUGUCGAGGAUGCCGCCGCUAUGCCUGCCGGUGCUCAGGACACGCAGCUGGCCAUGGUGAGGAAACUGGCGUCGUGGAAGACUGCCUUUGAGGAACUGGCAAACAGAGUCGACGUCACUAGGUCCACCCACGCGCUGCUGCUCAUGAGGUUCCGGGUGUGCUGGAUCUGGUCGUGCAUAGCGCUGCGUAGGGACGAGACGGCGAGCGACCUGUUCCAAGCCGACUUUGCACACAUAGUCGAGCUUGCCGGCAGCGUGGCACCCGGCGAGGGGCCGGAGGCUGGCACAAACUUUUUGUUCGGUAUGGGCAUGUCGCCCCUGCUGCAUUUUGUCGUCAUCAAGUGCCGACACCUCCCAACGAGGCUCGAGGCGCUGGAGAUGCUCCGGAAGAUGGGCAGGAGGAGAGAAUCGCUGUGGGAUGCAGCGACCAUGUACAGGAUCGGAGAGGUCCUCAUCAAGAGGGAGCAUGGAUUCCCGGUGGUGCCGGGGAUGAAGCUGGGCGCAUGGGAGCUACCGGCGGACGACAAGAGAGUAAGAGACUCGUACAUGGAGGACGAGGUCUUUGUGGAGCGGGACCACAUGGGCAAGGAGGUGCUCCGUCGGCGGAUAUAUCUUUUUGUUCGUCAAGGCAAGGCCAUUGUUCGAGAGGCUGACUGGAUUUCCCAGGGUGAUUUGAUUUGAUAUGAUUUGACCCAAAGUCAGCCUGGUAAUCUCCUCGUAAAACGGGUGCCAUCCAUGGAUGUUCAUGUGUGAACCGAGUGGGUCCUAUGCGAUAACCCCUGGUCAGGACUGUCUUGACUUGGCAUCGAGGAUGACACGAAGCGGGGCGAGUGCGAGAUUUGGUUAUGGAGGCUUAUAAGCUUGCUUUUGCGGAAAAUGAUACAGGUACACAGAAUGUAUAUAACCAAGUCCGCGACCGCCACAGGCUCUCUGAUUGUUUUCCGAAUGACAUCGCUCCUUUGUUAUUCCCCAAGCCCUUCACUUGGCCAUUUUCUUCAG
Pyricularia oryzae 70-15 is the source of this 1943-nucleotide messenger RNA. Its product is annotated as C6 zinc finger domain-containing protein. Bases 147 to 1625 code for a protein of 492 amino acids. The record is from RefSeq and is a predicted model, not a curated record. Lineage: Eukaryota; Fungi; Ascomycota; Sordariomycetes; Magnaporthales; Pyriculariaceae. The transcript is spliced from 2 exons. Gene Ontology annotation, molecular function: zinc ion binding; DNA-binding transcription factor activity, RNA polymerase II-specific. Gene Ontology annotation, biological process: regulation of DNA-templated transcription.